Cuscuta campestris is the source of this 2562-nucleotide messenger RNA. NCBI's taxonomy places the organism in Eukaryota, Viridiplantae, Streptophyta, Magnoliopsida, Solanales, Convolvulaceae. The record is from the annotation of a GenBank genome assembly.
GUGCAAAUUUCAUUUUGAAAGCUUCUCAAUUUAUUUUUGCAUACCCUAGGCGGCUAGGCCAGCCGGGUAAACCUGUUUUUUUCGCCCUUCUUGGAAUCGUUCUUCAAAAAGGUGAAAUCGCUCACCUCAGGCACCCCUCACCCCGACCCGACGGAAAUGUGAGAAAAGGCGUCAUCCUCGCUCGGCCGCAAAAAAAAAAUUGCCGCCAUAUCUGGAGUGUGUUCAUAUUUUAAUCACCAUCAGCUUAUAACUAGCCUGGAAAUGCUCAUUAACCAAACUGCGCGCAAAAACUGUUCUUGUCCCUUUAAGCACCGGAGUACAAACCUGGGAUUUUUUAAAAUCGCCUGAGCACUUUUAUCGGCGCCCCCUCUCGUGCCGGUUCACUCUCAUCGGUGCCAUCUUUCGCUGGAUCUCUCUCUUUCUCUCUCGCCAGUUGUCUUCUUGGUUUUGUCGGCAGCGUAGGUCGACUGUGGGCGACGGCGGUCAGCGACUCUAGCCCCAGGUAAGUCCUCUCUCCCCCUUUCACCAAACCUAGCCUUACCCCCAACCCCCCCUCCAACCCUAGUCGCCGGUUACCCUCCGCCCCCACUAACAAACCUCCAACAGCCGCCUCUUUCUCCCCUUCCGACCGCCGAUUCCACCCCUUCCCUUGCUCACAGCCAUUGUCAACAUCACAUCCCUAGACGGCACCCCUCCCUCCCAGUCCCCUUCCCUUUAGCUGCAUUCCCCACCAUCAAUUCUGCCAACUUAACCCCCCCUACCCCACUCUCUGCCCUUUUUCCCCUUGAUCUCCCUUUCCUUUUUUUUCUCUUUACUGCUAUAUUGGCUAUUCUUGUGUGUUUUUAUUGCCAUUGUUGCUUUCACUGUUGAUUAUUUGUUUUGCUACCUUACUCUAUCUCUUGUUUUGUGUUGUUUGUUUUUGCCGACCUAUUUUCUGCUUGUAGAUCUUUCUGUUCGUGUUUAGUCUCCUGGUUAGCAAUGCAAAGCUAAGGUGAUAUAAUGAGGUUGGGGCGGGAGGCAAAGUGUGUGGGUUUGGCUCAAGGAAUAUAGGGACUUUCACUGUAAGUCGAUUGAGCUGAUCCAAAUUCUUAAGCGGAGAAGGUUUCAAGUAGCGUGUGCGCAGUAGGCUAGGUGGGUGGGCACCAAGGUAUGUGAGGUGGAUGUGUUCAAGUUGUGGUAUUUAGGCUUUGCUAGGUGCAAGAAUGAAGUAGGUAUUUUGUGGCACCAGAGCUUUGGGAGUUUGUGGUGGAGGUGAAGAGGAUUAGUGACUAAUUGAUGGCUAUCAAGUUUGUCUUGGAUGGGUGUGCUAUCAAUAUUGUGUGUGCCUAUGCCCCACAUACUGGCUAUGAAGAUGAAGUUAAGAGGAAGUUUUGGGAGUCGCUGGAUGGGGUGGUUGGUGCUUUUCCACAGACCGAGAAAGUCUUUAUUGGAGGCGACCUCAAUGGUCAUAUUGGGGACUCAGCGUAGGGCUAUAUGGAGGUGCAAGGUGGGUUUAGCUUUGGCAAUAGGAACCAGUCAGGGGAUUCACUCUUGGAGUUUGUUGGAGUGAGUGAUUUGGUGGUUGUUAACUCUUGCUUUCCUAAACGAGAGGAUCACUUAACUACCUUUCUUAGUAGAGUGAGGAGGACGCAGAUCGACUACCUUCUCUUGCACAUGUGUGAUUGGAAUCAUCGGAUUCUCUUUAAGGAUGGUAAAGUACUCCCAAAUGAGAACCAUACCACCCAACACAAGUUGCUCGUUAUGGAAGUCACGAUCAAGUGGGUGAAGCAAAGACAUCCAACUUGUGGUUUAGCACGUAUUCGGUGGGGGAGCUUUUAUGGGGAGAAAAUCCUAGAGUUGAUUGCACGAGUACAAGAGAAAGGUGUUUGGGAGUCUUCCGUGAAGGCCACUGACCAGGCUCAUAUUGUUAUUUGCAUCAGGGAAGCUGCUAAAGAGGUGUUGGGUGUGAGUUGUGGGGCUGCGAGUCGACAUAAAGGUGAUUGGUUGCAAAAGUAACAUGAACAUGGGUCUGGUGGAGAUGCGUAUGAUUAGAGUGAGCGCUGGGGUGCUUGGGUUGGGAAGGGCAAGUUAGGGGGAGGACAAUAGCUAAUCACUCUCUGACUCUCACAGAUUUUCUAUAUUCGUCUGCAUGUAAAUGCUAACUUGCAUUAUAUGUAGCAAUUAAAUACAUAACAAUAGGAGUUAUUUAUGAACAACUAAUUUAACAAACAUGGGAUCUGUUUUGUUGUGGGUUUGUUUACGAUUCAAAACUUAAAGGAUAUUCUUUAUGUUCUGUUCCUCUUCCUUGGUUCAGUCCUUGAAAUAUAUGGAAAACUUGCUCCAAGUAUUAUUCGAAAACCGUUUUUCAUUUUUAAAGUGUCAUUUAUCUUCCAAGAUUCAAGGGCACAAAUACAUACUCCGUAGCAUUUAGUAAUCUGGUUGCUUUUUUUGAAUUCAACAAUUAAACUUUGGGUUCCAUUAUACUGGUAAUACCUAACACAGACAGAAAUCAUUUUUUGAGGGGGUGGGUUACACUUAAAGAGCUCCACGCUUGUGUGUCAUGCAUAAACCACAAGUAUGAUC